AUGGACAGUGGCGUUCGCAAAAAACGGACGCUGGCGGAACGACGAGAAUCUGACAAACUUCGACAGCGGAGGUUUCGAGCAAAGAAACGAGAAGAACAACGACUUCUACAAGUGAUUCAUGGCGUCGUUGAGCAUGAGAAGAAAGAACGAGUCUACACACUUCCCAAGAAAACUGCCGAUGAAAUUCGUGAGACAAAUCGUAUUCGUCAGCAGAGAUUCCGUGCGAAACGACGUGGCGAGGACAUUUCAGAAGGGCCACCACUGAGUCUUCUCGAAAUUCCAAAAAUUCCGAUGGAAGAGAAGAAGCCAAUUCCGAUUGUUAUAAAAGAAGAAAUUCCGCCCCCUCCACCACCUAUCGUCAUUCCCGUGAUACAGGAGACUCCAGAAGAAAUUAUGAAACGAUUGAUUUUACAAGCAGCUAAUGAUGAGAAAAACCGUCAGACUGAAAUUCGACGUGAGAAGGAUCGCGUGAGAAAACGUCGGGAGCGUCAGAGGAAAAGGGAUAAAGCGAUGAAGCUGGCCGGGUUGACUUCAGACGAAAUGAUCAAAUUACAUUUCCAAAAAACGUUGAAAAAUAUGGAAAUCAAUGAAGCUCAAAAAGCUGGAGAAGCUCAAGAACCCAUUGCAAGUGAAGACGAUAUGGAAGACGAUGAAGUUCAGUAUUCAGAUAUAAUGAAUAUAGAACAGGUGGUGCAACCGGUAGAAGAAGAAGAAGAAAAUCCCACUAUCCAUCUCGACGCGAACAACUUCAUAGCGCAGUUGGCAGAGAUGGGAUUCCAGUUUGAUGCGACGACGACACCGACACUUCCGGAGAAUAUCGAUGUAGCAAUCAAGCAGGAGAGUCUAUCAGAUGAAUCCACGUCUUCUACCUCUUCCUCCACCCCUGAAACUCCUCGGACACCUCUCCCGUUUGAAAUGUUCACCGAAAAGAAGCCAUGGCAACGGUGUAACACAUCAGAAGAGCGUCGGGAACGAGAAAGAAUGAGAAAACGCGUGUAUCGAGCUAAGCGGAAAUAUAUCUCGACUGGAAAACUUGAAAUGCAAUGGGAUCCGAGUCCGAUAAAGAGAUCACCGAAUGAUGAUGUGGAGGAGGGGAUCACACCACUUCCAGAGUGGAAUGCAAACUUGUCGAGUGAGCAGAAGGCGGAGGCUCAUCGGAUUUAUAAUAAGAGAUAUAGGGAACGACUGAAGAGCUCUGCACUGAAGGGGGAGGAGUCAAGGAGUCAAAGUAGGGAAGCCUUGUUGGUGGAGCAUGAUCAAGCUUUAUCUUCCGAAAUGAUCACAGAGUUGCUAUCUACAAUAUCGCAAGGUCAUUUGCCUAGUCUAGUAUCGAACAAGGUUGCCGAGUAG
Caenorhabditis remanei is the source of this 1350-nucleotide messenger RNA. RefSeq lists its product as uncharacterized. Bases 1 to 1350 code for a protein of 449 amino acids. The record is from RefSeq and is a predicted model, not a curated record. The transcript is spliced from 4 exons. NCBI's taxonomy places the organism in Eukaryota, Metazoa, Nematoda, Chromadorea, Rhabditida, Rhabditidae.